AUGACGUUAGCAGAGAAAAAACAUCGGUGUCGUUGUACAAUAGAUACUCUCAAAAUACUCGAUACAGUUUGCAGUUUGUUGUGUUUUUCACCAACAAAAAUCGCGAAAGCAAAACAUGUCCAAUUAUUUGCAGGUAUCUUGAUAUGUUCUCUUCAAGUGACCGGUAUAGUGUUUGCUUACCAGUUCACUGUCAGCAAGGCGGACUUUCAAAGUCAGACAAUCCUUAACCUUCUAGACUUCUUGACUGUAACAUUGUCGACCUCAGCAAAUAUCGUAUCAGUUGUGCAGGCGUUGAUUGUCAAAAGAAAACAUCUGUACAAGUUAAAGCAAGAGAUUGUAUAUCUGCAGAAGUGCUACAUGUACAAAAAUAGCAAUGUCAAGUCGACUUUGCUACCAGUAGCGCUUUUUAUAUCAAUUUUAAUAUUUGACGCAUUAGCAAUAGCGGUACCAAUAGACAUAUGGAGACAUUGGAUGUUCUGGUACCUCAACAGUUUCAUGAGCACGAUCAACAUACUCCAGUCUAUCUCAUAUAUCGAAGCUCUGCACUACGCCUUCAAGAAGUUCAAUGGUGAUAUUUGGAAGAGUUGGAUGUCAUGUCAUCUAUACCAGAGAUCCAUAUCCCGCAAGGAUUUCAAAUACUUCAAGCGCCACCACGAAAGAAUUUGUGAUACAGUGAAGCUGGUCAAUAGUUGUUUUGGAGUGCAGAUCUUUUGCUUCAUCAUGCUGGUUGAGUGUGCACUGAUUCGAGUAGCAUACCUGCCGUUGAAAUUGUAUCUCCAGGCACUACACGGGUCUGCACUUAUUAAGAUUACACUGGCCGCCGUUGGGUAUUCCUUGAGCUUUCUAGUCUUUGCAUGGCAGCUGGCGCGAUACUCCAUCAGAACAACAGCAGAAGCAAGAAAGCUCUCCCAGAUCAGUCACAACAUCCACAUGAGGCUUCCUAGCCGCCCUCAAAGCCAUCAAGAGAAAGCUAUGAAAGAACAGAUAAUGCUCCUAGCUGAACGUACCAAUGAAAAAAGUGUUUGCUUUUCCACUAUCAUGUUUACUAUAGAUAAUUCUAUGCUGUUGAUGAUUUUCAACUCUGUAACUACAUACCUCAUAAUUUUAUUACAGUAUUGA
Molecule: messenger RNA, 1119 nt
Organism: Acanthoscelides obtectus
Lineage: Eukaryota; Metazoa; Arthropoda; Insecta; Coleoptera; Chrysomelidae
Source: the annotation of a GenBank genome assembly